Cololabis saira (Pacific saury) is the source of this 2907-nucleotide messenger RNA. RefSeq names its product DnaJ (Hsp40) homolog, subfamily C, member 18 (gene dnajc18). Gene Ontology annotation, biological process: cellular response to misfolded protein. The coding region runs from base 323 to 1534 and encodes 403 amino acids. The record is from RefSeq and is a predicted model, not a curated record. The transcript has 8 exons. Lineage: Eukaryota; Metazoa; Chordata; Actinopteri; Beloniformes; Belonidae. Gene Ontology annotation, cellular component: endoplasmic reticulum membrane. Gene Ontology annotation, molecular function: Hsp70 protein binding.
GUCACCGCCGUCUUGUCCAUCACAAGAAAAGGGACCACGGCAAUUAAACUGGGUGUUUCUUAAAUUAAAAAAAUAUAUAUAUACAGACCACGUUAGAAGAUUCGACUUGAAUAUUUUCGGCUUAAACGAUGGGCUUUUUCCGCGCUGACACCGAGGAGUGUGGUGGGCUGAUCGGACGGCGCAGCGACUUUGAGUGACUGCGGGCUGCAGCGAGGGGACGUCACGCAGCAGCUGUCUGUAACCGAAGCUGCGCGGCUCGUCUUCUCCUCCUCCUCCUCCCAGUGCGGGAUCCCGGCCUGCAGCGUCCCGGGACAGCGCUGACAUGGACAGAGCCGAGGCCGAGCGGCUGAUCGAGAAGGCGAAGCUGUGUCUGCGAUCGGGGCGGCGGGAGCGCGCACUGCAGCUGCUGCAGGCGGCGCAGGAGCUGCAGCCGAGCACUCGGGCCGCAGUGUUGAUAGAUGCCAUACUGAGAAAUGGAGGACAUCCUUCCCCUGAAGCAAACCACGUGCCUCCUCCAACUGGGUGGAGAGACGAGGACAUCGGAAACCGGGAAACGGGUCACGCAAAUGGUGAUGAAAAGAAGACCUAUACCGAAGAAAGGAAGACGUAUACUGACGAAAAGAAGACCUAUAGCGAAGAUCAACGCCAGGGUGUCCUCAGGAUAAAGAACUGCAAGGAUUUUUAUGAAAUCCUUGGCGUAACCAAGAAUGCCGGUGAGGAAGAUUUGAAGAAAGCCUACAGGAAGCUGGCCCUGAAGUUUCACCCGGACAAGAACUUUGCUCCCGGAGCCACUGAUGCAUUCAAAGCAAUAGGCAACGCGUACGCAGUGCUGAGCAACCCAGAGAGGAGGCAGCAGUACGAUCAAUACGGAGAUCAGUCCACCGCUUCAAAUGCACCCCAGCACGCCAGCUACAGUCGCCACGGACACCACCGAACCUUCCACAGAGACUUCGAGGCGGACAUCUCUCCCGAGGAGCUCUUCAACAUUUUCUUCGGAGGAAGGUUUCCCACAGGAAACAUUCACGUGUACACCAACCAGGGAGCCUCCUACUCACAGUUCUACCAGCCUCGUCGUCGACGCGCGCAUGAAAGGCGCGAGGAGGUGGUGGAGGAAAACCAGAGUCAGAACACAUUCACAGCAAUGCUGCAGCUUCUUCCUGUGCUGGUGUUAAUCCUCAUCUCAGUGUUCACUCAAAUGAUGGCCACGAACCCGCCCUACAGCCUCUUCUACAAGCCGUCCAUUGGCCUGGUGGUGUCCAGAGAAACGCAGCACAUGGGCGUACCGUACUACGUGGAUAAAGGUUUUGAGAAGGAGUACCCCGGAGCUGCGCUGGAGGAGCUGGAGAAAACCAUCGAGAGUGACUAUGUUGAACACCUUCAAAGCAGCUGCUGGAAAGAGAAACAGCAAAAGUCGGACUUGGCCAACCUGGGACAACUGUACCGGGACGACAGGUUGAAGCAGAAGGCCGAGUCGAUGAGGCUGGAAAACUGUGACAAAUUGCAGCGACUGCUGGGCCGUCUGAGAGUCAAAUGAGCGCCGUUGCGAGGAGAGGAAGCGUUUCUUUAGCGAAGUGUGUAAUGUGUCCAAUCUGUCCACUCCGGGUGCAGAGCGGUCAGUGGGAAGUGAUGCCGCUGGAAACGACGUGCCUUCUCUUUCAACGGUAGAAACUAGAGUUGCCUGUUAGCUGCGGGCGCUGGCUUUGCGGUAGCAGCAUCACGUGCACGCUCACUGUGGAAGUACGUACGACGUCUCAGAGCCUUUAAACUUUCUUAUAGAAAUGGCAUGACUUAUGCAGUCUCCCUCUGGGGUUACGAAGGCAGUUGUAUGUUCUCACAUACACGUUUAACCUGUUUAGAUCUUGUAGUCUAUUUAUCUUUAUUUAUUUUCGGAUGUUUUAUGUGUCUUUGCUGAACUUUUAGAUGUAUUUAUUUGGUAGUUUUAGGAGUGGAUGGUAGUUGAGCAUCUUGGCUCAUGUUUUUGUUUUCUUUAGUUUUUUUCUUUGUAGGAAAUAACUGCAGUGAUUUAAAUAAUACUGUAGUGUUUUGACGACUCAGUGCGUCUGUUUGGUGAAAUGGCAGAGGACAUUUUACACACUAAACAGAAGAAUCUGGCUGUUUGACCUCCUGCACUGUUUUAUCAGGGGGCGGUGUAGUACAGAGAUAUUUUGCUUACCACGACCCUCGUUUCCCUUUGUAUGAUAUGAGCUCGUACCCGAACCAGCUUCCCGCACCGGUGAUACGUGCAGUGGUCGUUUACCCUCGGAGGCCACGUUUUUAUUGAGCCUCAUAGAAGUCCGUUGACACCAACUUCCCCUUCACACCAUUCAGUACGCUUCCUGCUAGAUACGGGGGGCUCCACAUUAGUUAUAAACUGGAUACUGACCUUUUUUUUCAUUUUUAUUUUUUAUUUUUAUCCAUACGAACCCAAGACCACGUAUCCUUCCGUAGACAACUAUAUUCGUUCUGCACCUCGUCCGCCAAACUGCCUUAGCUGUUCUCGUACCCGAGGAACACCAAGGCUCAUCUGAAGACAUUUUAACUUGUGUUUCAUAUCGUUACUGUUGCAUGCACCCGAGUGGGAAGUGUUCUGUUAAUUGCAUAUUUCUUUUUGAGUCAAAAACAUCUUCAUGACUAUUGGCACUCUAACUGUAAGUGGGUGAUAUUCAGGUCUACACUGCUAAGCUACAAACUUGUAAAUCCUUAACUGUGAUUUUUAAAAACACAAGUCGGGUUCUGCAGGCGAUCAUGGAAGCACAUUUGAGUUACAGUGAAGAAUUAAGCUUUCAGCCAAAAAUACCUGAGAAUUAAAAAUGUAACCAGAAUCUCCAUUUGUCUGAUUUAUUCAAUUCUGAUUUUAUGGUGGUUUGAGUUUUUAAUGUUGUACAUCUUUUGUCGCAUUGUUAAACC